Molecule: messenger RNA, 1924 nt
Organism: Trichechus manatus latirostris (Florida manatee)
Lineage: Eukaryota; Metazoa; Chordata; Mammalia; Sirenia; Trichechidae
Gene: ENOSF1
Product: enolase superfamily member 1
Exons: 16
Coding region: 18-1349 (443 amino acids)
Biological process (GO): carbohydrate catabolic process; amino acid catabolic process
Molecular function (GO): L-fuconate dehydratase activity; magnesium ion binding
Source: RefSeq, a predicted model, not a curated record
CGAGGGCGCUGGCGACCAUGGUGCGCGGCAGGAUCUCCCGGCUCUCGGUCUGCGACGUGCGCUUCCCCACGUCGCUCGGGGGCCACGGCUCGGACGCCAUGCACACAGACCCUGACUACUCGGCUGCCUAUGUCAUAAUAGAGACUGAUGCAGAAGAUGGACUCAAGGGAUAUGGAAUUACCUUUACUCUGGGAAAAGGCACUGAAGUUGUUGUCUGUGCUGUAAAUGCACUUGCCCAGCAUGUGCUGAACAAGGACCUCAGGGACAUUGUUGGCGACUUUAGGGGCUUCUACAGGCAGCUCACCAGUGAUGGGCAGCUCCGAUGGAUUGGCCCAGAGAAAGGCGUUGUGCAUCUGGCUACAGCAGCCGUUCUCAAUGCCCUGUGGGACCUGUGGGCUAAGCAGGAGGGAAAGCCCCUAUGGAAGUUACUUGUUGACAUGGAUCCCAAGACGCUGCUGUCCUGCAUAGAUUUCAGGUACAUCACCGACGUCUUGACCGAGGAGGAGGCCUACGAAAUACUGCAGAAAGGUCGAGUCGGUAACAGAGAGAGAGAAGCACAAAUGCUGGCACAUGGCUAUCCUGCCUACACAACAUCGUGCGCCUGGCUGGGGUACUCGGAUGACACCUUGAAGCAGCUCUGCUCCAAGGCCCUGAAGGACGGCUGGACAAGGUUCAAAGUCAAGGUCGGGGCUGAUCUCCAGGAUGACAUCCGCAGGUGUCGGCUUAUCAGGGACAUGAUUGGACCCGAGAAGACGCUGAUGAUGGAUGCCAACCAGCGCUGGGACGUGCCUGAAGCCGUGGAGUGGAUGUCCAGGCUGGCUGAGUUCAAGCCGCUGUGGAUCGAGGAGCCAACCUCCCCUGAUGACAUCCUCGGCCAUGCCACCAUUUCCAAGGCACUGGCCCCAUUAGGAAUUGGUGUUGCAACAGGAGAGCAGUGCCACAAUAGAGUGAUAUUUAAGCAACUCCUACAGGCCAAUGCCCUGCAGUUUCUCCAGAUUGACAGCUGCAGACUGGGAAGUGUCAAUGAGAACCUCUCGGUGUUACUGAUGGCCCAGAAGUUUGGAAUUCCCGUCUGCCCCCAUGCUGGUGGAGUUGGCCUCUGUGAAUUGGUACAACACUUGAUUAUCUUUGAUUACAUAGCUGUCUCUGCAAGCCUUAAAAACAGGAUGUGUGAAUAUGUCGACCACCUACAUGAACAUUUCAAGUAUCCUGUGAUAAUCAAGAAGGCGUCUUACAUGCCUCCUAAGGAUGCUGGCUAUUCAACAGAAAUGAAAGAGGAAUCUGUAAAGAAACACCGAUUUCCAGAUGGCGAAGUCUGGAAGAAACUCCUUGCUGGUCAAGAAAACUAAGUUGUCAGACCUAACACCUUUUUCUAAGUGAAAACGCUUAACAAUUCUUGGAUAUGGCUUUACAAAAACAGAAAAAAAAAACUCAUCUUACCAAUCAAGAGAAGUUCGGCUGGAAGACUUAUUAACCUCAGGAAUUAGCUCAAUAAUCAUUAUUCGAUUCUCUUAGCAAAUAAAUACAUAUUCUCAUAUUUAAUCCUUAAAUGAAUUUAGAUUUAACUAAUCCAAAGUCCAAGAAGAUGUUCUUACAAAAUUUCUAUCAAGUGCUGGUACUAAACAUUAAACUGUACUCUAAGAAUAAGCAACAUGUUGCAUAAUUUGUUGGAACAAUUCCUUAUUCUAUUUAAUAUCUGUCAUAAAUUAGCAAAGUAAAAAUAGUUCUGCAGCACCCUGGGGUAUCUGGUAUGCAGCAGAGGUACAGAGAUUUCACUGAUUAGCCUGGAAGUGGUUUAGCAUUUCUUGUCUUGCUCAGUGUAAGCAUAUUAUUAGAGAAUUCACACCAUAUUGAAACUAAUGAGGACAAAAUGGUAUUUCAUAGAUUGUAUUUUCUUAUAAUCCAUAAAAAAUUCUUCCCUGAA